GCGCCGCAGCGAAAGCGCGUAUAUUUUUGCACGAGAAACAAUUUUUCUGACAGUUCGUCCAUAAAAAAUUUUUCGUAGCGAGUAUUUUGUAAAAUAGUUAUGAAACAUGUUGAAUAUAGUAAAAGGAUCGAUCGAUGCUGCAAAUGACGAACGCACACAAAUCGCUAUAGGUAAAUUGCUUUUGCGAACAUAGGUAGCACAAGAUACAGGCGCGAGUAAACGCUAAGUUUUGUUUAACGCUAAAGCAGUCGAAGAACUCUUUACGCCUGUGGCGCGAGAGUGAGCGUCAGUCGCGGACGAGCUCUCGAUUGCGAAGCACGCGUCAACGUUCGUUAAAAAAAAACAAGUGUGUGCGUGUGUGUGUAGUGGGUUUUGAACAGAAAAAAAAUGAUAAGAUCUCAACGAUUCUGGAAUGCGAUUCCAACCAUGUGCUCUUAGCUAGUUUAAAUAGAUAAAAAAAACCUGCUCCUGAGUUCUUUAUAAUAAGAAUAAUUUAUAUUACCGAUAAAUAACAAUAAUUAUAGCCGUGAUAUUGCGUGAUGUGUCUUGUUAUUUCUCUGAUCUCCUUGCAAAACUCAGUUUACCUCCACGCGCUAAGACUCCGAGGAUAUCGUACGUUACGUGCAUCGUCGUGAAAAAUCGAAAGGGUUUUUUUGUUUAACGAGGUCGCGUAAUCGAUCUCCCUUUUCAUUACUCGAUCACUAUCGUAUAAAGCAUCUAUAAAAAUCUUUUCUCACGGUGUUUAUCGUGAACGGAGGCGUCGUUUUGCACAUUCGGGCGUAUAUUUACAAGCGGAAAUGUUUCCGUUCGACUGCUGUGCGACAAAAGAACCAAGAGCUCUUAUUUAUCAUGAAUUAUAUGUGUAAAACGUCUUUGUUGCCUUGAAACUCUUGUAAUUGUGUGUUUUUGUUGUUUUCAUAUACAAUAUCUUCGGCUCGGCGUGGCAAUAAAUAAUCACUGUUUUGCGCCAUGACGCGCGAUAGGACUUUGUGAUUUUAUCCUUUUCGUGUCGGUUGGCCCCAAAUUUUUGUUUCAUUCGUCCCUCUCCGACACUGCAGUGCUGCCGUGUGCGUAUGAAAUUAAGUGCGAAAAGAAAAAAAACCAUGUUCUCGUUAUGGUUUUUGUUGACGAUCGUGAAUCUCGUUACCGCCCAAAUAAUCGAAUCCGCCACGGAUUUACCAUCGAUCUAUUAUACCGAACCACCCAGAAAUGACGGUUACGAUGCUAAAGAUUUUACCGAAUUGCCCGGCGGUAGCAUCACCGGGGGUCAAAAAAUUCUCGAUAGAAGCAAGAGUCCCUACAUCGUGCGGGAGGAUUUGUUCGUCGAGAGUGGUGGCGAGCUCGUUUUAGAGCCUGGCGUCGAGAUCCGGUUUGCUCCCAUGAUCGGACUCACCGUGAGAGGAAUAAUAACUGCCAAGGGCGAGGCGGAAGCGCCGAUCGUGCUGACGAGUGCGGAGACGCCGUCCGGUCAACCGGAGCCGCGUUCCAUUCGUCUCGUCGACGGUUCCAGUCCUCUGGAGGGUCGUAUUCAGCUCCUGCAUCAGGGCGAAUGGCGUUCAGUCUGCACAAACUCUCGAAAUUGGACGAUAGCAGAUUUCGAGACAGCCUGUCGAGAACUGGGUUUCCAGGGUGGUAGAUGGUUGAGUUGGAUGGAUAGACAGUGGCCAGCGAAACCUCGACUGCUGUACGAGCAGCCACAAUGUCGUGGCACCGAAUCAUCGUUGCAGAAUUGCGAUCAGUGGUCGUACAGACAACUGGGUGCUGGAGUUUGUGAUUAUCAUCCGGAUAUUGGAAUCGCCUGUUCCCCACGCCACGACGGUUCAACUCAAGCGAUAAAACACUGGCGAGGCAUACGAUUCGAGGGCGCUAUUCACGAAAAACCUUUAAUUCAGGAUAACACUCUUUACAUCAGAAGAUCAAAAUCGCUUCUCAGACACGUUGACAUCAAAUAUGCGGGAACCGGAAGAGAAUUCAACGUCACCGGAGCUCUGCACGUCGAGGGAGUACCACCGCAAAUUGAAUCGGUUUCGAUUCUCCAUUCAGCUUUCACAGGAAUCAAUGUCACAGCGCCGAAUGCACCGGUUGUUAUUACAAACUGCACUGUACGAGGCAACAGAGGCUACGGAAUUUAUAUCAACAGUUCAUCAGGAUUAGCUCAAAUAGACAAUUGCGUCGUUUUGGACAAUGGAGCCGAUGGAAUAAAAUACAUCCAUCACGAUGAGAGACCAGACGAGACACUACAGCGGGCCGACGUCUACGACUUGUGCACAUUUCCAACAACCGCGAGUCAAACCUUUCCCAUAACAAUAUCCAUGGAGCAGAACAAAUAUGCUCCGAAUACGAAACGUUGUCCGCAGCACAUUUUCACACGACCUGGUCAUGUGUUGACCUUACAAUUUUUGCAAAUGAGAACGGAUCGCAAUGACAGCGCGAUGAUCGAAGUUUACGACGGUAUAAGCACCGACGAACGAUUGCUGGCAAAAGUGAACGUCAGAAAUGGAACUUUGCCGCAGAGUGUCACCACGACGAAACAAAAUUUGUACAUCAGAUUUGUGAGCGAACCACGAACCAAUAUGAUCGCGUUCAUAAGGAUUACUUCUGGCUACAGAAAAAUGUAUGAUUUAAACGUGACGGGCAGUGCAAUAGCGGACAACAAUGGUCGCGGGAUAGCAGCAGAAAAACUGCGGUCGUCUCUUCACGUCCACGAUACAUCGGUAUCGAAUAGCAAUCACGUGGCCGGGAUUCACGUUCUUGGUGGUGCUGCGGACGUCAACGUAACGAGUAGUCGUAUUUCCUUCAAUCAUGGUGACGGUAUAAACGUCACUGUUACCGGCGGAAAUCGGAAUAUAUCGCGUACAAGCAUAUCAUCCAAUCAGGGACACGGAUUCGCAGUUUGGCUCAACGAUAGCUCCUCUACCGAAUAUAUUCCCUCAAAUCAAACCACCGUUGUUGAAUAUUCGGAGAUUUUCCGGAACAAAGAUUGCGGAGUUUUGAUUGGAAAUUCAACUGGGCUAUCUUACGUCAACGUGACCGGAAAUUGGUUCAAUAGUAGCUCCGAGACGGCAGUACAGGUCGAAUCUAGUUGGAAAUACAAUCAAGGAACACUCAGACUGCAAAUCGGUCACAACGUGUUCGUUCAAAAUGCGAAACUUGCGAUUAAGUUGAGUCCUGCGUUAAACAUGAACGCUCGAAUCGAAUACAAUCACUUCAGAGAUCAUACUUACGGUUGUAUUUUGGUGCGAAAUCCACUCUACGAGGAAUUCAAUAUUUUACCAGCGGAUGUAGUUAUUCAGCACAACGAAUUCUACGAUAAUCGCGGUGUAUUCGUUGCAAGCAUCGGUCUUUCGCCUUACAGUGAUGUUCAACGAUUAUUAUUCACGCGAAAUUUCUUACGGGACAAUCGUAUUAGAGAACCAUUUGACUAUAGUGCUUAUCAAGGAUCGAAAUUGGUACCGCGAUCGCGAGUUGCCGCUGUCGUCGUUAUUUCUUCCAGCAACGUUCACGUUUUUCGCAAUAUUCUUCAUAACCUUGAGUCUCAGUAUGAGAUUGGCUCGCAUCUCGAAGAUCAAAGCAAAAUCAUAAAUUGCACGUAUAAUUGGCUGGGAUAUCCGGAGGAACAGAAGAUUUUGGAUCGUCUAUUUUCCAGGAAGGAUCGUUACAACCUCGCGAAAAUCGAGUAUCUCCCGUAUUUGUUGCACAGCAGUAAUCCAGCAGCAAAUACGAUAAUAUCGCACCCGACAUUUGUGCCUCCAUUUUUGCGACCUGGCACGAACCUCGUAGGCGGCGAGGUCGACGGCCAGGAAAUGUUACCAGCGGGGGAAUACGUGGUCGAGCGCGAUAUAAACGUGAGACCGGGUGGAAAAUUGAUACUGCAACCAGGGGUGACGUUACGAUUUCCACCAGCGGUUGGAAUGAUGGUAGCGGGUCGAUUGGACGCGAAGGGAAAGGGGCCCGGCAACAUACUGUUAACGCUGAAAGAAGAGAUCGUGAUUGAGCCGAGUAUGAAUGAGACGGAGAUCGAUGAAAUGAUAAUGUCCGAGGGUACAGAAGAAAGCGAGCCUUUGUUGGAAAAAAUGCAGAACGAGGAGUCUGCAAUUCCGGUCAGACUGCUCGGAGGAAAGACGAGUUUGGAGGGUAGAUUACAGAUCCACAUAGGAGAGAAAUGGGGCACGGUUUGUAACUACGGAUGGACGAUACGAGACGCUGCGCUUGUUUGUCACCAGCUUGGCUUGACCUUAAAUCCGGAUGAUUGGUAUCUCGAGAGAUCGCAGAUACCAGGGGCCGGCACCAACGAAGACAUAAUAUUGAGCAACGUCCAGUGCAGCGAGGACGACAUCGACAUAUCGAAAUGCAAAGCAGAGACCGCGGAGGAGUUUGAAAAUUCUUGCACCCACGAGAACGACGUUGGUGUACGUUGCAGCGAAGCCGGUUGGGCAGGUCUUCGACUUGGACCAUUAGCCGAGCGCAGCGACCUCCAAUACAUAACGAUCGAGAAAGCCGGUAUGUUGGAUUAUACGACGAAUUCAUUCAAGCCAGCUCUACAGAUUGAUUUUGCCAGACACUCGUUGGAGAGCGUCAAAGUAAUUGACAAUCUGCAGGAUGGCCUUGGUAUUCUCUAUUCCGAUAUAUACUCGGCCGACGCGAUAAACACCGUGAAAAACAGCGAUUUCUCGGGCAAUCGAGGCAACGGUAUGAGCUUCAAACAGUUGGGUCUGCGUAUCAUCAAUUCCCGGAUCGAGAACAACAGGAUGGCUGGUAUAAGACAUAAUCCGGCACUCUCUGCAAUACAGCAGAGAGAAUUUGCCGGAUGGUUCAUGCAAACACCAACCACGACGAUCGACACACCCUACAAUCCCCUUAUAAUACCGCAAAUCGAGGAAAACACAAUUAAAUUGUCGAUCGGCGAAGCGAGAUACAUCGUGACCGCGAGGGUUAAGGAGGACAACAUUGAACGUACGAUACAGAUCCAAUGCACACCGGGAUAUGUAAUUGGCAUUCAAUUGUUAAAUCCUAUACACAAUCGUAGUACGGAAAAUAUCGUUUUGUACGAUUCUCAACACAUCAACGAACGCGCCACUAACUGGCAUGUCAAAAGAGAUUUAUCGGUAUUCCCGUUGUCGACAAGUUCGUUCACCGUUAUUCUUCAAUAUACCAGCGGUUCAGAUGCACUGGGAGGUGCCGUCAUGGCCAUCACGAGCUUACCAGCACCUCGCCAGGACAUUCGUAAUCGUAUCGUGAAAGGACCGAUUCCGACUCUUGCAAUAACUAAAUCGAAAAUACGUGCCAACAAAAUAGGCGUCCUCGCCGCUUAUUACAAUCGUUAUCUCGAUGAAAUUGGCGACCAUUAUUUGCGCAAAGCCAACGAAAGUAUUCGCAUCGUUCAUUGUGAAAUAUCGCAUAAUCGAGAACAAGCUAUUUACGUACUAUCGCCGCAUUGGAACGUUUUCGCCUCCAACAUUUCUGAGAUUUCUAUUCACGUUAACGACACUCUCAUUACCGACAAUGGCGAAGGAAUAUUACAGUAUUCUCGGGACAUGAGACAAUCGAACAAUUUGUUCCACUGGGUAAUGCAGGAUUCAACGAUCGAGAGGAACCAAGCAGGCGGAUUUGAAGUUUCUCUUCCGUACGUCUGGCAAUACAACGAAAAUUUCACACAUUCUUUGUAUUUUGACAACAACACUUGGCGGAACAACGAAAACUUCGGUUUCAUCAUUGACGGGCACUACGCCAAUUUGAACAUAUCAAAGAAUCGUUUCGAUUCGAACAAAUGUAAAAAUGGUUUAAUCUCUAUAAGAGGAAUGGAGAAAAAAAUGAAAAUCGAUAAUAAUCGGAUUGAGGAAAAUUCUGGCACUCAUAUGGUCGAAUUCCGGACUGACAGUCAAUCUGAAAUAUCGGGUGAGAUCGAUGCCCGUUUUUAUCUCAAUGAGAUAAAAAGAAAUUAUUACAAUUUUCCGAUUAAUCGGAAUGCGCAUCAAAUUUAUUCGAGUCAAACAUACGUCGUGGGUUUUCACGGCAUACAAAAGGUAGCGAUAAAUCGUAAUUUGUUCGGCGAAAAUUCGUUGGAUUAUGAGCUUUUGGCAGGAAUAAGAACAGCGAAAAUAAACAACACGGUUGACGUAACGGAAAAUUGGUGGGGAACCAACGAGGACAAUAAAAUCAAAGAUAGAAUAUUUGAUUUCGACGAUUGGAACGAUCACGCGGUCGCUAAUUUUCGGCCUUAUUUGACUACCGAUACUUUGGAUUCGUCGAUAUCACCGACCUGGGAAUUGCGACCGAAAAUCGAUCUGGACAAUUUGGGCGGUCGCAUAACGGAGAAUUUAUCACUCUAUUAUCGUGCUAAGCCUUACAUCAUACGUUCUGACAUAACGGUCAUGCCGGAAGCAACUUUGAACAUUUAUCCAGACGUUGUCAUGGAAUUUGCCCCAAACGUUGGGAUCCUCGUGUUAGGAACUUUGAAUGCGAUCGGAGCGGCUCAUCACGAAAUUAUAAUGAGGCCGAUAAGACACACAGCCGAAGACUCGAACGCGUUGCCAGAGCCAAUUUCAAAACGUUCGAUCGACGGAGAGUCAAAAACGGCGAGUAUAAGACUGUGCAAAGAUGGAAAAUGCUCGACAACCGCGAAAGAGGGUUUCGUCGAGCUGUUUAAUCGCACGACGCUUCAAUGGAUACCGAUCUGUGAUGAAAGAUUCACCGAAAGAAAUGCUCAAGUCGCGUGUCGACAAUUGAACAGAGAUUCUUUGAACGUUUACGUCUCGAAGGAUCGUCGCUACGAGUUGCAUCCUGGUUCAAUGACGAGAAUAUGGUCGUGGCCGGAGCCACUUCAGUGUUUCGGAAACGAGGCUCGCCUCGAAGAGUGUCAAAUCCGUUUGAACGGUCAAUUGUUCGGUCACAAGUACGAUUGUCCUUGGGAUGGAAACUUCAUUUUCAUCAAUUGUGGAGGGAGAAAUUUGAAGAAAGAAUACGAUUAUUGGGGCGGCAUAAGAAUCGCCGAUAGCGAAUUCGAGCAUCAUCUUUACGAGCACCGCAUGCACGACGUUGUAACUCACGAGGCUGUCAGGCGGGUGGAGUCACGCUUGAAAUAUAUUAAUAUCACAGGAGCUGGUAUUUUGCACAACAAAAAAUCGGCAGCUGUACAAACGAUCAUGAAGAGUCCGAGCAUCACUCGUGUCUCGAUAAAACAGAGUGCUUAUCACGGUAUCAACGUGGUUUCGCCGAGUCACAAAGUCGAACUUUUGCUGAACGAAAUCGAUAACGCGCUUGGUAACGGUGUCAAUAUAUUAUCGAUCACCGGGGAAGGACGAGAAGCAGAAGAAUCUUCUUUCACGCCUAUAAAAGAUCUCAAUAUUCCUUAUCAUCUUUUUAGCAUGGUCGACAUUUGCGAUACCAGCAAGGAGAUCACGCUUGAAGAGAGAAUCUUGGUUUACUACAAAUACGACAACAAUCCGGUCAAUUGCGUUAAAAUAUUCCGAAGCGCAUAUCGUGCUAAACCUUUCGGUUUCAGGUUGCUGCAAUUCAAUCUUUACAAUUCUACGAACAAGCCCGGUCGUGCCGAUGCCAUUACUCUUUACGACGGCGACGUUUACAACGUAACUGCGAAGCGAAUAGGACACUUGGAAUUCGACAGCCCCGACGAGAAAAAAUUGUUCAAAACUUUAGGGCCGAGCCUCAGCGUCAAACUGUUCGCUAACGGCGCAAGCAACGUCCACGGUUUUAUCGCCGAAGUCGUUACUUUGCCGAUCUCAGCGAUCGGCUUUAACCGCGACGUACAACACAAUGUUUCCUUCUCAAUCAUCUCAAACUGUCGCGAAGGUGCUUUGAAAUAUGCGAGCGCUGGUGAAGUGAACGCUGUUAUGACUCUGGAGAAAAAUCAGUUUGUCAACAACUGUGAAAAAUUGUACGGCAACUUUUCUACCUGCAAAUCCGCCCUCUGGCUCGACGUGCAAAAUACACAGUCGUUGUACUUCAGAAAUAAUCUCGUCAGAGGCAAUCAAGGGGGCCUCUCUAUACGAGCCGAUUCUAGAGGCUCAGCCACUUCGCUCAAAGGCUGGAUUCACAACAAUUUAUUCGCUGAUAACCUCAACAAACCCGCUUUGUACAUUGAAGGACGACAGAGUAGCCCCUAUCAAGAAGUCACAAUUUUCCGCAAUUACUUCGUUAAUAACAAUGCACCCUACAGUAACAACAUCGUUCUCAAACAAGUCGUCAGUAAUAUGACACUGAAUUAUCUACACGCCAAUCUUGGACUCCAUCUUCUCGAAAUAUCCGGCUUCGAGAGAGUUCGUUUACCAAUUUAUCAGAGCACGUCGCAUAAUGGAUUUUACAAAAAUUAUGCAAUAGAUCGUAACGGCCGCAGUACGAUUGUUGCUGGUACACCGGGUCAACAGUACGUCGACAACGUCUUCUUCAACCCCGACAACGAUUACGAAAUUCUUACGAUGAAUCGAUCUUUGGUGGUCAGCAUGGAAUGGUACAAGAACCAAUUAGAGAUGUGGAGAUCUCACGUCGAUGCCACCCACAAUUGGUGGGGCUACAACGAGACGCUGGCUGUUGCCGGAAGAAUCCGCGAUCGUGGCGAUUCAUCGGAAUUACUGCAAGUCGAUUAUCAACCAUUCCACAUGAACAACAAAUCUGUCUUGAACGGAAAAUGCCCACCGGCAUGGGAUCUUGUUGGUGAUACGUGUUACAUUUAUAUCGGAGCUCCAAUGGAUUUCUUUUCGGCACGAGAAUUUUGUCGAUCGGCCAACGCUUCAAUGCCUUUCAUUAUGGGAGAGUACAUAGAAUUGUGGAAAUUCUUGAGAAAACAACAAGAUCGAUUUGACUAUUCGGAGCGAGUAUGGGUACAAAAAUUGGAACACAUCGAUCAGUGCACGGCAUUUACGUAUCAGACUAUUGAGAUUGACCAUUGUGGUCAGCCGAGCCCCUUCAUUUGCGAAAUUGAUCCUAGAGUCUACAUAGAUCCGCUUUCAUGGAGAAAGGAUAUGGUAGCGGUUGGUGUCCUAGGCGCAAUUGGAGCAGCUCUCGCUCUUUUGGCUGCUGCAAUAGGUUUUUGGAUCUCUAAGUCUAAAAGACGAAAAUUGGAAAGACUUGAAAGGCGAAAUUCGAUUCGACAGUCCUUACAUUCGUUGAGGUCGGUGGGUUCGACGUCUGGAUUCACGGAGUUGAAUUACCGAAGGAAACCAAUAGCGACAAAACAAUCGACGGACACGUUGAACUCAAGAUCGCUGGAUUAUAAGAAGAUGAUGAGCGGGGGGAGCAUAGAUUCGAUGGACAAAUCGCAGUUGAAUUCUUCGAUGGAGGACAACCAGAGUUACGACGUGUACGAAGCGCACAAUCCGCGUUAUUCACCGAGUACGAGUGAUUUCAAAGCAGCAGUUGAAAAAUAUCCGGUGACGAAUGCCGAUAAUCCAGUAUUCGAUUUGGCGUAUAGAAACGAGGGUUUUCGUAAUCAUUCGACAUUUACGUCGAGGAAUACGAGCAAUUGGCCAUCGGUAGCGAACAGUGAAGUAGCGCCGGAUGAGGUACGAUCGGAGCGUAUAAACGAAUCGGAAUACAUGAAUAACAACGCUUCAACACUGCCAUUGAACACGAGUUUAGCAAUGACGGAUUCGAUAACCGAGCUCAAGCGUGAUAUCGACUCGACACCGGCGUAUUCAACGAUGGAUUAUGGGAAUUACGAACCUCCCCCGACGACACCGGGCUCAGAACCUGUCCCGGAAUAUUUCAGUCCACCUUUGCCGCAACCUUAUUAUUACGACGAGCGUCCACGAAGUGGUACGUUGUUGGAAACGAAUCUUGACACAGGGGAGGAGAAACCUCUGCGUUCAAAGAGCGAAGCACUUCUCGAAACAAAUUUCGACGUCUUUAUGCCUAACGAACCCACGGAACUGACACAACUGUCAGCAGACUCUAGGAGCAAAAGUCAACCAUUAGAAACUGCCAUGUGAGAAAAUAUGAGAGAAGAAACAAGUACAAAAUCACGGACUGAGUGAACGAAAUCUCUUGUAGGAUAAAUUCGAUUGAAAGGCAGGGAGAUUCCACAGAUAUCUUCACAUCGAUUGGCGAUUAUACGAUUCGUAUCGAGGUAGUGUAAUAAUAUUAAUGUUUGACGAACCUUCUAGGACCAAAACAAUAGCGUUCCAUCGCUGAAACAAUGGCGAAAUCACGAACCGCGUUCCUUUCUGCUCGAGUCUUAAAACGUCAGCCGUUUUAAACUCAGCACAGGAACGGUGAGACGUUCGAUCAGACUUCAAGCAUAUCCGUUAUCAAAAAGAGAUAAAAAUGUUUAAGGCGUUUUAAGCGCUACAUCAAUAUUCCUAAACGAAUCUAUCAGCGUGUAACGAUUGAAAAACGGUUCGUACAAUUGCUCGAGUGCAUAAAUAGCCUUGUAUAUAAACUAUAACAUUAUGAUAAAUUAAUAAGACGAAACACUCGUAUGUUGAAUGAGAUUGAUCAAUAAUGAAAAUCUUUUUUUAUACUUAAAGGGACACACACUUCUCCCAAACUCGGUUCAUCCAAUUUUUCUAUCUUUUUCUUUUUUACCGAUUUAGGCUUAAGUAGCGGAUAAUUUUUUCUCGAAGCAUGUUGCGUGGAGCGUAUAUUGUAUUAUAUAAGAUUUAUGAUCGUUUUUUAUAUUCGAUAUUAGAUUAAGUAUAGCAAUGGGAAAUCGUACUAAUUAGCGAUAACUUUAAGGUCAAUUUAAGCUAUUUUGUUAUUGAAUAUAUUUAAGUUUAUUAUUCGGAAAUGUGUCACUGCCAAAACACGAAUGGAGACCAAGAAAAAGAGAGAGAAAGAGAGAGAGAGAGAGGAAGGGAGUAGAACAAUUUUCAUUGAUUCGCUUCGAAAAUUGUUUAACUUGUGAUAAAACUCGCGUUCAAACGUUUUCUGCGAGUUUAAAAUAUUUUUAUGCAUUACUUUGUAGAGAGUAUGUAUGUUUUUGAGAAAUAAUGUCUGGAAGCUUAAUAUAAUUUAUGCAGACCUUAUUCCUUCUACGAGUUACAUUAUGAAUGGCCAGCAUUUCAAACUCACAUUGUCCUCUGACACGUUACUUCCAUUAUAUACAUAUUUUAUAUAUAAUUUGAAAUAUAUGUAUAUUAUAUAUAUAUAUAUAUAUGAAGACUUUUAUACUCUAUUCGUCUAAAGUUGACGAUUUUGUACUAACCAAUAUAUUCGUACACAUCACAAAACCCAUCGUCCGUCCAUAUAAAAUUACGUGUGAAUAUUAAAAGUUUAUAAGAUCAAAUUUUUUUCUACAAUUGAACUAUCGCACUCUACAGUUUUUUCUUCAUUCAUAUUCAUCUUUUUCAAAGAUGUGCAUUCUGAACGGAAUUUCUCAUCAGUUUCAUUAGUUCCAUUAUUUCAUCCCCUACAAUUUCGAAGAUCUGUAAAAAUUCGACCGUUUUCAACAAGUCAUGAAUGUUGAUUUUUCAUACUGGUAGCAAGAAUAACUUUCAAAAUUGUAUACACAAAUUGGUGUUAGCGGUUUGAGUUUUUGUUACAUGAUUCUAAUAAAUAAUUUUGUUAUUUUCCUUCAAAGUUUUUUUUCUCCAAUUUUUUGUGCAAAUAAUUUUGACAAAAUGAUAACAUAUCAAUAGAUAUUUUAUAUCUUUCCAGAGUAAAAGCGGUCUACAAAGAAACCUGAACAAAAGAAACUUUUAAAAAGGAAAAGUAUUGAAAAAAAAAUCCAAUGUUCAGAACAAUAAAUUGCGCGUUUUAUUAACUUUCUUUAUCCAUCAUGGUUUGCUAUCAAAACAUCAAUGAAACAAAUUUUUUCAAAAUCUCGUUUCACUAAAUAUUGCAAACUAUUAAUUGGGGAAUUUACGAAAAAAACAUCCUCGAUUUGUUAAUAUUUUGGAGAAAAACGUGCAGUAGGUGCAAUAUAUUGUAACAUAUUGUUAAGUUGAAAGCGAAAUACAUAAAUAUAUAAUAAAAAUAUGUACCUGUGUUGUUUUUA
Venturia canescens is the source of this 11950-nucleotide messenger RNA. RefSeq names its product protein bark beetle (gene bark). NCBI's taxonomy places the organism in Eukaryota, Metazoa, Arthropoda, Insecta, Hymenoptera, Ichneumonidae. The coding region runs from base 1074 to 9944 and encodes 2956 amino acids. The transcript is spliced from 16 exons. The record is from RefSeq and is a predicted model, not a curated record. Gene Ontology annotation, cellular component: membrane.